AUGGAUCCUGCGGCUGGCGAGUCUGAGGCCUCUCAGUUUAAUCGAAUGGUUAUGAAAAAGUUGCAGAAGGCUUUAGAAGCGGACCCAGAAGUGGAUCUAGCUUCUAAAAUUCCCUCGUCUUAUUCAAGCCGACUUGCUCAUCGAAAGGCCAAAGCUCGACAUGAAGACGGCCCGUCUCCAGAGCCUCUGAAUCUCGGAAAGCAACCACCACGAUUUCCUGAAGACGAUGUCCGCAAUCUGCUUGAUGGAGCUGCCCCGGCUACAGUCCUAUUUCCGCUCUCAGAAUCCGUCCGAAGCCUCCUCGAAAGCCAUUACCAAAGCCCAUCCUUCGCCAGUGGCUUACACAGACUGGUUGAGCAGAGUGAAGUGGUCUGGAAGCCCAAGUUUGGCCGCCAUAAGAUCGUCGUCAAAUGCAGUCCAGAAGUUGCUCUGAAGAUUAUGCGGAACAUGGAUGACUUCACCGAAUACACAACACUGCAAUACACUGAGAAGUUUAUACCCAGCAUCCCUGCGCCAAGACCGCUCGGUCUCUUUGGCAUAAACUGGACGACCAGCUUAAGCGCUCAGUUCAAGGCCAGCUGA
Molecule: messenger RNA, 582 nt
Organism: Trematosphaeria pertusa
Lineage: Eukaryota; Fungi; Ascomycota; Dothideomycetes; Pleosporales; Trematosphaeriaceae
Exons: 3
Coding region: 1-582 (193 amino acids)
Source: RefSeq, a predicted model, not a curated record